Molecule: messenger RNA, 1098 nt
Organism: Trichoderma reesei QM6a
Lineage: Eukaryota; Fungi; Ascomycota; Sordariomycetes; Hypocreales; Hypocreaceae
Exons: 2
Coding region: 1-1098 (365 amino acids)
Source: RefSeq, a predicted model, not a curated record
AUGGCUACAGAAGCAAUUCCGACAACACAGCUCCGGCUCGCCUCACCCAACGGCAUCGUCACGCGAACCAUUCUCAAGACUCCGCUUCGCGACGCGCUCCCGUCCGAGAUGCCCAUUAUUGACAUUUCACCUACGUUCAGCCCGUCUCUAGAAGAGCGAAAGGCCGUAGCGCAACAAGUGCGUGCAGCGGCGCAGAACAUGGGCUUCUUCUACAUCAAGAACCACGGCAUCCCGGCGGACGUGACGAGAGAUGCGUACGAGGCCUGCCUGGCGUUUUUCCGACAGGACAAGGAUAUCAAGAUGAGGGCUGAUUCGAGGAAAGCCAAGUGGGAGAAUGGAUAUAGAGCGCCAAAUACGCAGCGCUUGAAUCCUUAUGAGGGGAUCGAUGUGCGAGAGAGCUUUUCGUAUCGGUACGAUCCCCGAUACGACGAUACCGUUGGGGAACAGGGACUGGGUGAGAUUCCGGAAGAGGUGAGGCGGUAUCUACGAUGCGAGGAGUAUCCGUGGGAGAAGACGCGGAAUCUGCCGCAGCUGAAGGAGAGCUUGACGAGGCAUAUCGGGGAGUGCUUGAGGCUGGCGAGGGCGCUGACGAGGUGUUUUGCUUUGGGGCUGGGACUGGAUGAGGGUUGUUUUGAUGGGAAGGUGAGGUAUCCCGAUGCGUCGUAUGGGUUGAAUUACUAUCCUCCCCUUGAGCGGCGCACGGGCGAUGCAGCCGAUAAUGAGAGGGUGUCGAUUGGGUCGCAUACGGACUUUCAGUUGUUUACAAUCUUAUGGCAGGAUUCACAGGGCGGGCUAGAGGUUCUCAACAAGCAGGGCCAGUGGCUGCGGGCGCGGCCGAUGGAGGGCACGCUGGUGGUGAAUCUGGGGGACUUGAUGCAGCGGAUUACGAAUGACGAGUAUGUGAGCACUGUCCAUCGGGCGAGGAACCGGAGCGGGAGGGAGAGGGUUAGCAUUCCGUUUUUCUGGGGGUUUGGGUUGCAUGAGACGUGUGGUGUUGUUGUUGGCGGGGAGGGGGAGAAGAGGUAUGGGGAUGUGAGGUGUGAGGAGUGGGUUGCGAGGAGGAUUCGGGACAUGAAGAGCGUUGGGGAUAUGAUUUGA